Molecule: messenger RNA, 2262 nt
Organism: Cutaneotrichosporon cavernicola
Lineage: Eukaryota; Fungi; Basidiomycota; Tremellomycetes; Trichosporonales; Trichosporonaceae
Exons: 6
Coding region: 1-2262 (753 amino acids)
Source: RefSeq, a predicted model, not a curated record
AUGUCACCAGUCAUUGCCCCUAGCCGCCUCCCAGACCCACUUUCUCAGCAGAUGUUGUCUUCCCCCUUGGUGUCUCCAGACAAGUUGCGAUUCAAGGCCAGCGAAUCUCGACGUUCCCUCCAGUCUUCACCCGACUCGGGCAUCCUAGCUCGCAGUUCUCAACCUCAUCCCCUCUCACGCCCUCCCAUCACGGCCUCCGCCGAGCAGUCCCAGCUCAACACGCCAGUGGACGGCCCUUCGCCGCUCCCCAUCGUGUACGCCCCUCCCGCGCAAGUGGCGGCAAUGAGACGUGGACUGCAUUCCCGGCGAUCAUCCUUCCCUCCCGGCGUCGGUUCCAGUGUGACGGGCGCAAACUCGUAUCCUUGGGUCGUCGGGGGAACGCCUCCUGCCUCGAGGGUCGUGCCCCACCCUCUUGACGCUCUGUCUGGAUAUGGGAACGAGAUCGGGCCCUACACGAACAGCGUCUCGAGCCCCGCGGCGUGGGAGAGCCUUCUCGACUUUGACAACAUCGAGACCAGUGUAAAGUCCAACCCUUUCGAGGUGGCAUCUACUAUCGAAGGCGAUCCAAUCGCUGCCAGUCCACGAAACAAGUUGUUGACUCCAAAGAAGGGCGUUGGGCUAGAGCGAACCGUAUCGAGCUCGGAGGCAUGGCGGUUGGCCGUCAACCGAGCAGUCGAUGUGGAGGGUGUCGGGCAAGUUGGCGUCGCCCGGAUCCUGUCCGAGGUUUGGAAGCGUGGGGGCCCACUCGCCGUCACCGCACAAGGACUGUGGCCAAGCAUUCUAAUGUCUCUGUCGUUGGCUUCCAACGGGAGCCCCAACAUCAGCGCCAGAACGCCAUCGGCGUCAGCUGCGCUGUCGUUACAGGCACUGUACAACGUUGCCGUCCGUCCUCACGAGCCUACCGUGUUCGCAGGGCUGCUAUCCAACUACGUUGCAUCGACAGCUCCUCUCGCGGUCAAUUCGUCCCAGGACGGGCAAGUUUAUGGAGCGUGGACCCCGACCAAGGGCAUAGGCGAGAUGGAGCUCUCGCAGUGGACAACGUUCACUCCCGGAGAGGAGUGGCCAUCGCUAUCGACGACUUUACCAUCUGGCUCAGGUCUCACCCCUAGACGAGAAUUCUCGCCCGCCCUUGGUCUCCCGCCCAUUGACAUAUCAGACCCUUUGGAGUCUGGGCCACGUCCGGAAUCACGUGGGGUGGGGGACGCGAUGACCGGCAUCGACGCCAUCUUGGCCGAGAUGGAGGAAGACGAGAGGCUGCGCGAGACUCAAAGCGGGCCAGCCAGCGACGCGCCCUCACAACCGGAUUGGACCAACUCUAACAGCACUGCGCAAGCAUCCACACAGGCAUCCCCCAUCAUGGCGACACCAAGUGACAGCGACCCAUUCAUUGCCUGCCCCAUGUCGUCGAGCAACGCCGAGGAGCCCGUCGAGAAUCUGAUCUCGUCACCGUUCGUGUCAGGUGGGUCCAUGAUGUCGUCUGCGACCUCGGCCAGCACAAGCAUCCCGUCCCUGCCUCUUGAGCCAGCCGAUUCUGGCGGAACCGUGGUCGCUGUGAAGACAACGCCCCGUCCUCGCGCGCCGAGUCUGCAAUUACCAUUGCCCGACGUGCCCUUCAUUCCGCCUCCGCCGAUGUGCAUGUUCUUCUCGCCUGCAUUCCGCGAUCUCCAGGAGGGCAAGGUGGCUGUGUGGAAGGGCGAUCUCACGAUCCGAGGGCGUGGAGGAGGACGCUUCAACAUCUUGAUUAUCGGGGAGGCAACCUCAGGCGAUCUGUGGAAGUCGCACACGUGGCCGGAAGCGCUCUCAUACCCUCCGGGCCCGGCGAUGACCGAGAGCUGCACGGCGACGAUGAUACCCGUGUCGACGUUGGCACGUGAGGGCAUGCUCCCCGUGACCAUGGGCAUGGUACUGUGCAACGACGAGAACAUCACCCCGUUUGUGAAUAUGGUCCAGGGGCUUCAUGCCGAGGGCGUUGCGUUCCACCUCCCCAUGCCGGACACAAACCUGCCAAUCGUCUUCUUGCCAGCAAAGUUCGACUCUUCCGACCCUCUCCAACGCCUCGGCGUAGCAUUCAUGACCAAGGGCGGCUUGGCGCUCAGUUCUCCAGUAGCGCCAACGAGUCGCAAGUUGUCGGGCGAGGUGGAUGCCUACUGGGCACCCGAGCGGAAGCGUCGUAGAAAGAGUACGGUCUCGAACGGUGACUCCAAGCUUGCGACGCGGCGCAACGUGCCGGUGCGGCCAAAGGCGGCCAAGCCGAGGAACUGA